Acytostelium subglobosum LB1 is the source of this 888-nucleotide messenger RNA. RefSeq lists its product as hypothetical. The transcript has a single exon. The record is from RefSeq and is a predicted model, not a curated record. NCBI's taxonomy places the organism in Eukaryota, Evosea, Eumycetozoa, Acytosteliales, Acytosteliaceae. The annotation marks the transcript as partial.
AUCAAUCAAUCAAUCAAAUCAAUCAUGUCCGGAACAUUAGUAAUUGGAGGAACUGGUCUUUGUGGAAAGGAGGUGGUCAACGCGUUGAUCAAGCAGGGCGUCACUGGAAUUAAGGUGGCAACAAGAGAUGCUGCCAAGGCUGGUACUCAUAGCUGUCCAGCAUCUGCCUCGUAUGUGUCAUUCGACUAUGCCAAGCCAGAGACUUUCGACGCUGCUUUGGAGAACGUGUCCAAGGUGUUUGUGAUCUGUCUGCCAAUGGAUGCCAAGCCCGCUGUCACCAUCGCCAAGUUUGUCGAGGCACUCAAGGCUCGCUCAAGCACCAUCACUCGCGUCGUGAUGCUCUCGUCCCAGUGCUCUGAGAAGUUGACCUUGGUGGAUGCCGAGCUCCUCAUCCAAAACAGCGGCCUCGCCAACGUUGUCAUCCGUCCCACCUUCUUCCUGGACGACUUCACCACCUUUAUCAAGGGCCAGGUCAUGUCGGGAACGAUCUACACUCCCGUCGGUGACGCCAAGAUGGCAUGGCUCGCCGCCGCCGACAUUGGCCAGUGCGCCGCCACUCUCCUGUCCAACGACGCCGUGUUCACCAAGUACCAGUCCAAGUCGAUCGCACUGUGCGGCACCAAGGCCGUGUCGAUGCCCGAGCUGUGCGCACUCCUCAGCCAGCACAUUGGCCGCACGAUCACCGCUGUGAGCCCAUCCCUCGCCGACUUUGAGCAGACACUCCUCUCCUACGGCACACCUGCUGACAGUGCCGCCUACAUGGUCCAGCUCUACCGAUGCAUUGCCGCCGGUGAUGCCGACAUUGUCACCUCUGACAUGUCUGACAUCAACGGUCGUCCAUCAGUCUCUGCCGAGCAGUUCAUCAUCAACAACCUAUCUCACUGGAAG